AUGCUGUGCUCCAGCAUAAACUUUGAUAACCUCCCAUCUUCCAUCAGUGAGUUUUUCACACGUGAAGAAUUUGACAAGAUCUCUGAGUAUGAGAAACAGCAUCUCAGUAACUUACGGCAGAACUUUGAGGCUUUACGUCGUGCAGGUUUACCAGUGACUCCUCCAGAGUUCAUGCUUAGAAAUAAAUCCGAGAAGGAAAAGCGGAAACUGGUAACUCCAACAAUUCUAGAAUCUUCUGAUGGAUCUGACUCUGAAUGGACGCCUGCCCUGGAGAAGCCAAGGAUAUCACAGGUGAACCAAAGAAAACGACUGUUUCAACCUCCAAAGAAGGCACCAUCAAAAGAUAACUCAAACGAGAAAGUCCCAGGACCAACACAGCAGAAGAAACAGAGAAAGGAACAGACAGAUUCUGAAGAUGAGGACGAGGAAGUCCACGUGUACCCAUUUCGAAAGAUCAGAAUGUCAAGUUACAUGUCCCUUUCCACACCGGAUGAUGAUGAUUAUCUAUAUUGUGAAGAAUGCAGGCAGGAAUAUGACGGGGACUGUCCUAUACAUGGACCACUACUGCUUGUAGAUGAUGCUGAGGUGCAACAAUGUCCAGGAGAAUCUAUUGAGUACAGCAAGAGAACCCUUCCAGUGGGUCUAGUCAUCAAAAGAUCCAAGAUUCCACAUGCAGGUUUGGGCGUGUUUGCUCUGAAAGACUUCCCUGCUCGUACCAGAUUUGGACCCUACAAAGGCAAGAAGGAAGUCGAUGAAACAAUUGCCCAUGAGUCUGGUUAUAGUUGGCAGAUUAUGAAAGAUGGGCAGACUUCCCACUUUGUGGAUGGCAAAGACCCAAGCAGGUCCAACUGGAUGAGAUAUGUGAACUGUGCCAGACAUGAAGAUGAGCAGUGUGUGACAGCCUACCAGUACCAGGGAGACAUCUACUACAGGUCUCACAAACCUAUCUGUGCUGGGACAGAAAUAUUAGUAUACUAUGGUGACAGUUAUGCAAGGGAUCUGGGCAUAAAUAGUACAAAACCUGAAAGAAAACAGCACAGAGCAAAAAAGGUUCAAGAAUCUUCUGUAGAUGCUAAAACUGAUG
Messenger RNA from Candidula unifasciata, 1084 nucleotides. Lineage: Eukaryota; Metazoa; Mollusca; Gastropoda; Stylommatophora; Geomitridae. The record is from the annotation of a GenBank genome assembly.